This is a messenger RNA of Phyllostomus hastatus (greater spear-nosed bat), 1378 nucleotides long. It is a transcript of the gene ANXA10, whose product is annotated as annexin A10. NCBI's taxonomy places the organism in Eukaryota, Metazoa, Chordata, Mammalia, Chiroptera, Phyllostomidae. Bases 155 to 1129 code for a protein of 324 amino acids. Gene Ontology annotation, molecular function: calcium-dependent phospholipid binding; calcium ion binding. Gene Ontology annotation, cellular component: cytoplasm. The transcript has 12 exons. The record is from RefSeq and is a predicted model, not a curated record.
CUGCCUGAAAAACCAGGGUGAAAGGCAGACCUAUUUAAACUUGAUUGAACAGUGAACAUCAGUUCUUUCUAGCUACACAGGAAAACGAGUCUGUACAGUUGAUCACUUUCUAAAAAUCUCUUGACCUACUCUGAAGUUAACCACUAUCAUCAAAAUGUUUUGUGGAGACUAUGUGCAAGGAACCAUCUUCCCGGCUCCCAAUUUCGAUCCCAUAAUGGAUGCCCAAAUGCUAGGGGGAGCACUCCAAGGAUUUGGCUGUGACAAAGACAUGCUGAUCAACAUUCUAACUCAACGCUGUAACUCACAAAGGCUGAUGAUUGCAGAAGCAUACCAGAGCAUGUAUGGCCGGGACCUGAUUGGGGACUUGAAGGAAAAGCUUUCCGAUCACUUCAAAGAUGUUAUGGUUGGCCUCCUGUACUCACCACCAUCUUACGAUGCUCACGAACUCUGGCAUGCCAUGAAGGGAGUUGGCACCAAAGAGAAUUGCCUCAUUGAUAUAUUAGCUUCAAGAACAAAUGGAGAAAUUUUCCAAAUGCGAGAAGCCUACUGUAUGCAAUACAGCAGUAACCUCCAAGAAGACAUUUAUUCAGAGACCUCAGGACACUUCAGAGAUACUCUCAUGAACUUGGUCCAGGGAAGCAGAGAGGAAGGAUAUACAGACCCUGCUAUGGCUGCUCAGGAUGCAAUGGUCCUGUGGGAAGCCUGUCAGCAGAAGACAGGGGAGCACAAAACCAUGCUACAAAUGAUCCUGUGCAACAAGAGUUACCAACAGCUAUGGCUGGUUUUCCAGGAAUUUCAAAAUAUUUCUGGGCAAGACAUAGUAGAUGCCAUUAAUGAAUGUUACGAUGGAUACUUCCAAGAGCUGCUAGUUGCAAUUGUUCUCUGUGUUCGAGACAAGCCAGCCUAUUUUGCUUAUAGACUGUAUAGUGCAAUCCAUGACUUUGGUUUCCACAAUAAAACUGUGAUCAGGACUGUAAUUGCCAGAAGUGAAAUAGACUUGAUGACCAUAAGGAAACGAUACAAAGAAAGAUAUGGAAAAUCCCUAUUUCAUGACAUCAAAAACUUUGCCUCGGGGCACUAUGAGAGAGCUCUGCUCGCCAUCUGCGCCGGAGACGCGGAAGACUACUAAAGCAAGGGAGGCUUUGACGCCUGUGCGCCCACCUUGCAGGCCUGUCUCAUAGAGACUUCUGGCAUGAGUUUGCAUUGUUAGCAGCAUUAUAACAAACUAUAAAAUCAUAUUUCCUCUCUGUCUUUAAAAUUAUUCUGAGCCAAAGAAAAUAUUGAUAAAUUUACGUGAGAUUGAAUUUUUACUUAUUAUCUACAUCAAUGAUUUAUUAAAUUGUGUAUAAUGGCAUAAUAAAAAAAUUACUGCAGUGAA